UCGUGUGAGGAUCAUAAAAUAAUCGUUUCGUAUCGAGUUUCGUGCAAAAAUGAAGUGUUUUUGUUGAUGUUUUUUUUCAUCGUCGUCGUUUGUGAUGAAACGUGUGUUCCUUUAAAAACCUAAAAAAUAUUUAAAAAAAUAAAAAUAAUUAAAUUUAAUUAAUAAAAAUGAGUGAAACAGCAAAUAAUGACAACAACUCAUCCGCUAAAAAAGGAUUAUGGCGAGACCUGACCGCAUAUUGGAUCCUCGGAUUAUGCAACAACUUUGGUUAUGUAGUGAUGUUAACGGCCGCUCACGAUAUCAUUCAUGAUUUAUCCGCGGGAGGCGACGAUCCAGAAACGGAUCCAGAUUUCAAACGAGAUUGCAACAAGUUGUCAACGGGAGCGAUUUUGCUCGCGGAUAUUCUGCCAGCGUUAUUUGUGAAACUUGUGGCGCCUUUUUUGCCGUUUUAUGUUUAUAUUCGUGUAUCAAUUUGUGUGCUGUUAGCUGCCGGUUCCUUCGCUCUCGUCGCAUAUGCGGAAGUUGUUUGGGUCGCAAUAAUCGGAGUUGUGCUUACAAGUUUAAGUUCCGGCCUUGGCGAAGUCACGUUACUGAGUUACACGAGCAGAUUCAACAAAAAUGUCGUAUCGACAUGGAGUUCAGGUACAGGCGGCGCCGGAAUUUUGGGCGCAAUUUCGUAUUCGGCGAUGACUCAAGCGGGUUUGAGUUCAAAAGCGACGUUGCUUGUGAUGAUUUCGGUUCCGGUGUUGGAAGCAUUUGUUUUUGGGCUGCUUCUGCGUCAUCCUUCAGCUGAUGCGAACAACGAUAACUCCGAAACGAACACAAUUUCGUCGGAGGAAAAGACAGCGGAUGGCAGUGCGGAUCCCUUGAGCGAAGAUGAGAAGCCUUUAGUUGGAUUUGCGGCAAAAAUUCGUUACAUCCCAUCGUUGUUCAAAUUCAUCAUUCCCUUGUUGUUGGUGUAUCUCUUUGAAUAUUUCAUAAAUCAAGCACUUUUCGAGCUAAUUUACUUCGAAGACGCUUUCAUCGACCAAAAAGCGCAAUAUCGCUGGUAUCAAGUAACUUACCAGAUUGGAGUUUUCAUCUCGAGAAGUUCCGUUAACGUCUUUAAAGUGCGUUUAUUGUGGCUGAUGGCAGUUUUGCAAGGCAUCAAUGUCGUUUUGUUCUCGUUGGAAGCCGUUUUUUGGUUUGUUCCGAGCAUUUGGAUCGUUUUUGCCUUCAUCCUGUGGGAAGGAUUGCUCGGCGGAGGUGCUUAUGUCAAUACGUUCUACAGAAUUUCGGAAGAAAUUCCCGCUGCGAAACGUAUGUUCGCCCUCAGUGCAACCGUUUUCUCCGAUUCAGCUGGUAUUGCCUUAGCUGGAUGGUUCUCGAUGCCCACUCAUAACGCCAUUUGCAAACUUCCGAUCCCAAAUCGCUUCUAAGACUAAAAAUAAAUUAAUUAGAAAGACUUUAAACAAAAAAUAAAAUCAUGACUAAGAUAAAAAUAAAUAAA
This is a messenger RNA of Culicoides brevitarsis, 1489 nucleotides long. RefSeq names its product battenin-like. Bases 168 to 1418 code for a protein of 416 amino acids. Gene Ontology annotation, biological process: lysosome organization; regulation of intracellular pH. Lineage: Eukaryota; Metazoa; Arthropoda; Insecta; Diptera; Ceratopogonidae. The record is from RefSeq and is a predicted model, not a curated record. The transcript has 5 exons. Gene Ontology annotation, cellular component: membrane; lysosome.